Messenger RNA from Loa loa (African eye worm), 2360 nucleotides. RefSeq lists its product as hypothetical. Gene Ontology annotation, cellular component: nucleus; cytosol. The coding region runs from base 1 to 2298 and encodes 765 amino acids. The transcript has 17 exons. The record is from RefSeq and is a predicted model, not a curated record. Gene Ontology annotation, biological process: protein folding. Gene Ontology annotation, molecular function: ATP binding; ATP-dependent protein folding chaperone. NCBI's taxonomy places the organism in Eukaryota, Metazoa, Nematoda, Chromadorea, Rhabditida, Onchocercidae.
AUGUCUGUAGUAGGCUUCGAUUUCGGUAAUAUAAACAGUUUCAUCGCUGUGGCACGUCAAGGUGGUAUCGAAACGAUCGCCAAUGAUUAUUCUUUGCGGGCCACUCCAUCUUGUGUAACAUUCACUUCUCGAGGGCGUUCGAUGGGUGUUGCCGCACGGCAGCAGUUGAAUACGAAUAUUAAAAGCACCAUUAUCAAUUUUAAACAUCUACUGGGACGAAAAUUUAGCGAUCAAAUUACCCAGAAGUACCGAAAGUUUAUACCUUGUGAAAUGAUUCAGUUACCUAAUGAUGAUAUUGGAUUAAAGGUCCAAUAUUUCGAUAAAGAACAAGUUUUUACCCCCGAACAAGUGGUAGCAAUAUUUCUGGUUAAAUUAAAGGAUAUCACAGAAAACAGUUCUCACGGAAUGAGGAAUGUCACCGAUUGUGUUGUUUCAGUCCCAUUUUAUUUUGCUGAUGCUCAGCGACGCGCUUUGCUGACAGCCGUCCGAAUAGCAGGCUUAAAUUGCUUGCAAAUCCUCAACGAAACCACGGCUGUUGCUCUCGCAUAUGGUAUUUACAAACAGGAUUUGCCAGCAGAGAACGAUCCAUCUCGAAUUGUAGCAUUUAUCGAUAUAGGACAUUCCGCUGCGCAAGCUGUCCUUGUUGCAUAUAAUAAAGGCAAACUCACUAUACUUGGCGCAACUUAUGAUCUCGAAGUUGGUGGCCUCGCUUUUGACGAUGUGAUACGAGAUUACUUCAGCAAACUAUUUUAUGACACCUACAAGAUCGAUGUGACAACCAAUAAACGAGCAUGGUUCCGACUUUUGGAUGAAUGUGAAAAAAUUAAAAAACAGAUGUCAACGAAUAGUACAGCUAUACCACUAAAUAUUGAAUGUUUCAUGAAUGAUAUGGAUGUCAGUGGAAAAUUGCAACGUUCGCAGUUCGAAGAGCUCGCACAGCCACUUCUAGAUCGUAAUGUAAAAAAAGCGGAAGAAGUGGAGUCAGUUGAAUUAGUCGGUGGUUCUUCUCGUAUUCCGGCCAUCAAAAAAAUUAUUUCCGAAGUGUUCGGGAAAGAACCGAAAACUACGAUGAACCAGGAUGAGGCUGUAGCUCGAGGUGCUGCGAUGAAGUGUGCUAUUCUCUCGCCAGCAUUUAAAGUUCGGGACUUUUCCGUGAAAGAUAGUCAACCAUACAGAAUCAAACUUUCAUGGGCAGGAGUCGGACAAAGUGAAGGAGGCGAGAAUGAUGUAUUUACUGAACAUGACGAGUUUCCUUUUUCUAAAAUGCUUACGCUUUAUCGACAGGAAUCAUUUCAAGUCGAUGCCAGUUAUUCAUAUCCCAAUCAAAUCCCGCACCCGAUACGACAUAUAGGCUCAUGGGUAGUUAAAAAUAUUACGCCUGGGCCAAAUAACGAAGCAAGGAAAGUGAAAGUGAAGGUUCGAAUCAACCCUAAUGGUAUAUUUUCUGUUUGCUCUGCGAGUACGUUCGAGACCGUCGAAGCAGGUCCACUUGAUACUCAGAUUCAAAAAACAUCUGAAGCAAUGGAAACUGAUGACACUAAAGGAAGUCAGGAUAAAGAAGGAAGUGCAAACGCAGUAACUGAUAAUGUCUUACCUCCUGCUGAAGAAGAUCAGAAAUUAUCAAAUAAUAAUGGGCCGAAAACUAAAACAAUUACAGUGGAUUUGCCGGUUGAGGAACACGUCCCAUGUAUUAUUGCUAACGAAUCUCAAUUAGUACAGUUCGAGAAAGAAAUGCAAGAAAAAGAUCGUGUGGAAAAAGAGAAAGUAGACGCAAAAAAUGCUGUUGAAGAAUAUGUGUAUUAUAUGCGAGACAAAUUAUCGGAUGUACUUGCAGAAUUUAUCUCUGACGAGGAUGCCGGGAAAUUGCGAGAACUGUUAACUAAAACGGAAGAUUGGCUUUACGACGAAGGAGAAGAUGUUGAAAAAAAAGUAUACGAUGCUAAGAUGUCUGAGCUGAAGAAAUUGGGUGAUCCUGUUCAAGAACGGCAUCGUGAAUACGAGAAUCGAAAGAAUGCUUUCGAUGAGUUUGAUCGAGCCAUUAUCAGAGCACGUAAAGCUUACGAUGAGUACACAAAAGGAAGUGAGAAAUAUGCACAUCUUGGAUCAAGUGAUAUGGAAAAGGUAAUAUCUGCGGUGGAAGAGAAAAAGAAAUGGGUGGAUGAUCAAAGAAAUCGCCAGGAAAUACGCAAGAAAACUGAAGCGCCAAUCGUUUUCGUUUAUCAAAUACAGGAUGAGCAGCAGGUAAAAAGAAUGGGUUUGGGUUUGGUAAUCUUCAUCUCGGCUGCAAGAUGUUUGUGAUAAUAUCCAAAAAUGUUUGAAUAAUCAUGAGUUGACAGGAAGAAGCUUGUGAAAUUUGUCAA